Drosophila grimshawi is the source of this 1008-nucleotide messenger RNA. RefSeq names its product checkpoint protein HUS1 (gene Hus1-like). The record is from RefSeq and is a predicted model, not a curated record. The transcript is spliced from 2 exons. Bases 68 to 937 code for a protein of 289 amino acids. Gene Ontology annotation, biological process: nucleotide-excision repair; telomere maintenance; double-strand break repair via homologous recombination. Gene Ontology annotation, cellular component: site of double-strand break; nucleolus; checkpoint clamp complex. Lineage: Eukaryota; Metazoa; Arthropoda; Insecta; Diptera; Drosophilidae.
AUAAAUAAUAAAACAGAAAAAGCUGUGAAAAUUGUGCAAAUCAUUCUUAAUUAAUAGCUUAAAAGCGAUGAAAUUCCGUGCCAAAAUGCUGGAUGUGCUCUAUAUGCGCGAAUUCCAGGCGAUAGUUGCCACAUUGGCCAAGCUGGCUAAGGAUUGCGUGAUGAUAUUGGGACAGGAACGGAUGCAUUUCAUUGUUAACGAGGAGCACUGCUCGACAUCGUCGCCGCUCGUCUGGGUGACCAUUGCGGCUAAAGAUUACUUUCCCGAAUAUAAAAUGACACCAGCAGCAGCACAUCCCGGCGACGAUGAGGACUUCAUUGUGCUCGUUAUGUCCGCCACGCAUCUGAGUCGAGCGCUCGCCGUGCUCCGCUCGGGCACCACCAGCACUGUGCACAGUUGCAAGUUGAAAUUGAAGCAAAUCCAAUUUCCCUGCAUCUCGGUGAUUGCAUCGGUUGUGUCGCCCAGUUCAGCUGAGCCGCGCGAAAUGGUGCACGACGUGCCCGCCACCAUAAUCCCCGCCAGCGAGUGGCCCGCAUUUAUGUUGCCCAAGAUGCCGUCACCUCAGAUUGUGCUCGGCGUGCCCUCGCUGCGUCUCAUGCGAAGUCUAGUUGACAAGCUGAAGAACAUUUCGCCAAGUCUGAUAUUCCAUGGCAGCACCAAUGGUGAACUGAAUCUGGUCUCCGAAUCGGAGAUGGCAACGAUUACGUCGCGUUUCACUCGACUCUUGCUGCACAAGGGUGAGGGGAACUCUAGCCACCAGUCGACGGAAGUCUCCUGUUCUGUGGAUUCGCGCAAAAUGUCGGCGUUUUUCAAUGCACUCCAAUUGCCCAAUGAGGAGAUAUCGAUAGGUAUCGAUAACGAGAAUUGCAUUUGCCUGCAACUGGAUAUUCGCAGCAAUGUCGUGUUGCACUCCAUUCUACCAGCUCUUUGUGUUUAAAUUAAGUCAAAAUAAAUGUUACCGAUAUGUCGCCGAAUGUGCAUAUCAGAUGGGCAGCCAGUAUUGAUAAA